AUGGCUACAAAUUCAUACGACUCGGACAAAACAUACAUCGAAGUCCUCGUUUCGAUCGCCGCUGUUAUUGACAAGCACAUGCGCAACCCAACAAUGCUCCAGGACGAUCUCGAGACUGCUUCUAAGCCCUCGCCAUACAUGACUGACAAACAAAAACUGUUGGACGCGAUCGCCAACCUUUUGCCCCGACACCCCAAAGAGCGCAUCGCUCUGGCCGUGCGAUCAGAAGGAAUCCAAAUCUUCGUCACGAGCUCCGAUGAUACUUGCGAUCCGCUCGAACUACAUGCCUACCUGUCGGGACUCUGGGUGAUCCUCAGAGACGUCGCCCAGUUCCGCCAGGCGUUCUCUCUCUAUCUGCACGAGCGAAAACGACGACUUGAUAAUGCUGGCGACACCGAGACCAAAGUCGUCGACGAGAAGAACGACGAGAGGACCGCACAAUUUGCGAAGGAGGGGCGCGUGCUCUAUGUAAAACUUGGAGACCGGGUGUACGCCAGGUGUCGAGGAAGAUUGAACCACGAGAUAAAGCGUCAAUGGGAAGACUUCCAGAGCUGCCUCUCCUUUCUGAGGAAAAAAGCGUCUGAUAUGGAGGCGGAACACCGAGCGACAGUCCUACAGAUCGCCGACGACCUCAGCAAAUAUUUAUCGGCUAUACUGGACGGCGAGAUGAUUCAAGACGCUACUGGACGUACUCUUGGCCUGUAUACGAUGAUCGCUCACAUUUACCUCUUGCAAAAGAAAACAGAAUUCAAGGAGCUCGUUGCACCUUUGUUGGUCGAAUAUCGGAACAGUGAGUCUGUUUUGCAUUCUUUCGUCCUCGAAAUCCCUAAUAUAACAAGAAAUACGAAUAACUUAGAUUCAGGCUUUGAUUUGGGCGUUUACCUUACGAGGGUCGGCGCCAUCAAUGCUUCUCUCGAAGCUGUUUGUAUCUCGACUAAGCACUCCGACAAUCGCUACCUCUUCUGGCGUGAAUUCUCCAUUACUGUUACCCCUCCACGCUACCAAGCUCCAGCUUCCCUGCCGACCACGCCAGCAGAAUGGACCGCAUUUCUAGAACGAUACUCAGAUCACAAAAAUUUACGGUUCCUGCAUCCCGAAGAAAUCGUCCGGUUACUCCUGGAAGCAUAUCCUCAUGGUGCUAGCCGCGCCCCUAUUCCGGCUCGCUGCCACAGCGAGCUCGAACUUUUCGCAUAUCUUUACGAUGAAGGGAUAGCCCAAGAAAUGGCGAAGCCUCCAGACAGAAUGGAGGAAGAAGACUUAUACAUCGCGACAAGCCACCAGCCCUGCUUCGCCUGCAUCUGGUACUUCGCGGUCGUACGAUGGGACCUCCGCAAGUAUCGCCUUCCGGAGCUCGACACGCGAUACGACUUUAACAGGUCUACCUUUCCUUGGCAGAUUCCGGAGGGAAAGUUCGAAAGCGAACAUUACGUGAAAUACUUAUUUAAGGGUGAAUUAGCUAGGCGCCUCAGUUCUCGCUUCAAGGAGUAUGGGAUCGCUGUUGAUGUGCCUACGAAGGGGUGGUCUUGUAGAUAA
Molecule: messenger RNA, 1533 nt
Organism: Cyclocybe aegerita
Lineage: Eukaryota; Fungi; Basidiomycota; Agaricomycetes; Agaricales; Hemipholiotaceae
Source: the annotation of a GenBank genome assembly